Ictalurus punctatus (channel catfish) is the source of this 4051-nucleotide messenger RNA. It is a transcript of the gene tmem151ba, whose product is annotated as transmembrane protein 151Ba. The record is from RefSeq and is a predicted model, not a curated record. NCBI's taxonomy places the organism in Eukaryota, Metazoa, Chordata, Actinopteri, Siluriformes, Ictaluridae. Bases 541 to 1893 code for a protein of 450 amino acids. The transcript has 2 exons.
UGCUAGCAAGCUCCGCUAGCUGUCAUGCUAAUGCUAAUCUCUCUCUCUCUCUCUCUCUCUCUCUCUCUCUCUCUCUCUCUCUCUCUCUCUCUCUCUCUCUCUCUCUCUCUCUCUCUGAGUGAAAACCAGCCCAUCACAUCCACCCAGCCUUCAUCCUCACAGCGUUUUCUCUUGAUUACUUUCAGCUUUAUUUGCUUUUGGUUUAUUCUUGAUAAAGCCUGAGAACUGUAACAGGAUCUACAAUGCUGCUUUUCCACCUCUGUACAAAGUGUUUGUAUUUAUAGCUAAUGGGUUAUCUUUUAUUUUUCUCCCCCGAACCACCAAAAACAGGUAAUGUUCUUUUCUGUCUUUUCUGUUUUUCAGUAUGUGACACCAUAUAUGCCUGACCGUUUCUUUUUCCUAAUGUUGAAGUUCUGUUGCGUGUGUGUGUGUGUGUGUGUGAUGUGAUGUGAUGUGGAGCUCCGCGCUCACGCCCCAGGCUUCCGUAUCCUCAUCAGUACCAACAUCAGGACCAGUCUCAUUACCAGAGAUAUCAUCUCCAUGUCUCCAGCAUCGUCCGGGGCAAACAACACCAGUCCAGUUCCCCCUGACCAAACAGAGAGAAGGAGAGAAGAGCAGAGGCCCCAGCAGCAGUCACUGACUGAGGCUCUAUGGCGCGAGUCACACUGGAAAUGCCUUCUCCUCACACUGCUCAUGUACGGCUGUGCGCUCGCUAUGAUAUGGUGCUGCGUGGCCAAGGUGACACUCCUCAGCAUCGAUAAUAACCUCAAGGCCACGUCGACGGUAUACCAUGACAGUGCCUGCUCCAGUGGUUACAUCUAUAUCCCCGUGGCUUUUUUGCUCAUGCUUUACACCCUCUACUUGGUGGAGUGCUGGCACUGUUCCCUGCACUUCAACCUGCAGUAUAAAGUGGAUUUGGAGAGUAUAGUGGAGCGGGUGCAGCGGAUGCAGCAGGCCACACCGUGCAUCUGGUGGAGGGCCAUCAGUUACCACUAUGUGCGACGCACACGUCAUGUGACUCGCUACCGCAAUAGUGAUGCCUACAGUGCCACGCAGGUGUACCACGAACGGGUCAACACGCACGCAGCCGAGGCAGAGUUCGAUUAUGGAAACUGCGGCGUGAAGGAUGUCUCCAAGCAGCUUGCGGGCGUGGAAGACUUCCCUAUCACCAAGCUUCGCUUCACCAAGUGCUUCAGCUUUGCCAGUGCGGAGUCAGAGAACUCCUAUCUGACACAGAGGGCACGGUUCUUCACCGAAAACGAGGGGCUGGAUGACUACAUGGAGGCUCGUGAGGGCAUGCACCUUAAAAAUGUAGACUUCAGGGAGCACGUAAUGGUAAUCUCUGGCCGACUGCCUUGGUUUUUGAGGCGCUGCGUGUUUUGGAUAGCAGCGGUUCUGACGCUCUCUUGGCCCUUGCGUAUUCUGAACGAGUAUCGCACAGCUUAUCUUCACUACCACGUGGAGAAGCUGUUCGGCUUUAAUCAUUUACACUACUGCCACCACAUCUCCAGGAUGAACGCAGUCGAUAGCACAGAACUAGAGUGGCACAUCCGCUCCAACCAGCAACUGGUGCCCAGUUACUCUGAAGCUGUGUUGAUGGAUGCGACUCUGUCUGGACGAGACUCCUUCUCCCCCCAGAACUGCGAGCGCUGCCGUAGGGCCUUGAGUGGCUCGUCCAUUUUCUCACGCAGCGCCCUCAGUCUUUUUUCACUAGGUCAUGCAUAUGGCAGCCUGAACGAUAGCUCCGCCCCAGAGCACCAACAACCGUCUCCUCCAACCUAUCAGGACGCAUUGCGCUUCCCCGUGCUGAUUGUGCACCGCAGCGACGGCUGCCUCAGCAAUGAGCAUCGCUUACUGCAUCAUAACGGCUCUAGCGUGGAGACUUCCUUAUGACCUAUGCUAAUUUCAUCGAUUUUCAGGGAUUUGAAAGAAAUCACAGAUACGGAGUGCUGAAAGACCUUUAAACUUGAAGGCUGAAUGGAACUGCUUGUGUCAGUCUAGUUUUAGCACGAUGGGAAAAACUUAGUUCGGCCAAGUUUUAUGAUUGCCCAGAAUGCGGUAAAAUUUCUGUCCUCGUAAGCAAUGCAUUACAGCAGGCUGAUGGAAAAUGACACAGCUAGCCUCAUGCAGGCCAGCUUAUCUUUUUUUUUUGCCAUAUUAGUUCAAGCCCUACGUAAUAUAAGAAAGUAAUAUCUUACUUGAAUCUUGAAUCUUGAGUCUUGAAUCUUGAAAGUGAUGGCAAAUAUUCACGAGAAGAGUUUAUUCCAAUGGUAAAAAAAGGUUUUAAAAAAAAACCCCCACAAAGAAACAAAAAACCCCACCUCUGAUGCCAUGAUCACUAUGACGAGGUAAAUAUAAACUAAUCGGUCUUGCUAAUACAAAAAUCUAUUUUGAAAUUAUUAAGUAGAAGAAGAAGCCUUUAUUUGUCACAAACACAUUACAUCAGAGUAAAAUUCUUUUCUUCACAUAUACCAGUAUGUUAGGAAGUUGGGGUCGGUGCGCAGCGGCAGCCAUGAUACAGCGCCCCCUGGAGCGGAGAGGGUUAAGAGCCUUGCUCAAGGGCCCAACAGUGGCAGCGCUGGGGCUUGGAACCUCCGACCUUCUGAUCAGUAACCCAGAGCCUUUAACCGUCAGUAUAAAGGCAAAUUAAAGUCCCAAAUUUCAAGCAAAUGUAGCAAUAAGUCUGAAAAAGUGAAGAAUAUAAAUCAGUUAGUCAUAAUGUUGCAGCCUUAAUACAAAUUCUUAAACAAAUUAGUCGGACGUAAUUUUCUCCUUCAAUAUUCAGUAUUUUAUAUAUGCUAUUUAAUAUUGUGUAAUUAAGCUAAAAUGAGUUAAUACCCUCUGAAAAUGUUUAUUUAUUUCCUUCUUAUUACAUUACGCUAGCCAUCUUUAUGUCAGAUGAAACGCUAUGAUAUAAUGGCAGUACACCUUCUCUGACACAGUUUAUAUUUCCAAACAAACACUUACUUAACUUCGAUGUUAACUACUGUAUCUCACCAACACUUACAACUAGAAAUUACAGAAGCAAUGGAUCUGGUUAUUUUCUUCAUUUUCAGGCUUCCUUCAGGAGGUGUAAUUUCCAAUCAGCAUCCGUUAACACCGAGAGAAACAUCUCAUUAUCAUUGAAUUCAUUAUGUAGUCUCUACCACAUUUGCCAUCAGUGAAGACUUUAACGAUCAUGGGGAUUGGACUGCAGGGCUGCAACUAUGCAAAAAAAAAAAAAAAAAAAAUGCUGGAUAGCUCUAAAAGCAGUUUAUUUCCAAACAAAAAGAUUUUUUUCCGAACCUAUUUAUAGUGAUUUUAGGCCUCAAUGUAAAUAUUUUAAAACAAGCAGAUGUAAGGACGAUUUUAAGGAACAGAAUAAAUUAUUUAAAGGAUUCUGACAGAUGUGUCUUGGUAACCAUUACUACCUUUGAUACAUUUUCGUAUCCUGCAUAGUUUAUCAUUUAAAUGACAUUGUAUCAUUUUUUAAAAUAUUUUUUUUUUUAAAAAUUCACCUGGAAUUUUUUUUCUCUGUGAUAAAUGCUUCCAUUUUUAAUCUGUAAUUUAUUUAUUUAUUUUUUUUAAAUCAGCACUAAUGCUAUAUUUUGAGGUGCUUAUACGCUGGGCCUUUUCAUUGUGCUGUGUUGUCUUGACUUGUGCAGUGACCACCUGAGCGUCCAUAAAAAAAAACGCUUUUGUGAUUUUACACUUGUGAUUUUACACUUGUGAUUCCCUUCUUUAUUGUAUUGUGGUGUGAGCCGUGGGUUUUUAAAGGUUUUGCCAGACUGUGUGUUAUACAGGCCGUUCCGUAUGCCGUUCCUCUGGUUUGUAAAUGUAUAAAAUUGUGAAUGUGUUCAAUACUAUAUUCAUUAACAGGCUUCCCAGGGCCUCCGUGAUGGAGGAGCCCACAGUGGUGCUAGAGUAAAUGAGUAAACAAUAAGAAAUGAAAUAUUUCAUCAAAGCCGUGACAAAAGCAGCGAGGUACACCGCAGGGCUUUGGGUGCUGUGAGUGUGUGGAUGAGGGUUGUGAGAUGGGGUUGUGGGAAAUGGGACCAGUGUCAUAACCAUA